CGCGAGACACUCCAUCUCGACACAUAUAUGUACCUCAACCACUUACUCUCUUUGUAGCAUUGUAUGCGUACUCGGGGUGUUGUGAUUGACUGUCUGCUAUUCAAAGUAUAAAUCGCCGUGCACAAGAUCACACGCGAAGCGCCCUCCAGAGCCUCUGAUCUCUGCCUGGAUCUUGUCAUGUGCCCGCGCAAGAGCGUUCGCACUUGCAGUCGCAGGCACAAACACGCCGACAUGACUAUGUCGUGAACAUCUGGUUUCGUGUUUUCCUUCUUUAUAUCACUUCAGCUUAGAGUACGUUUGCUGAGAAACCCCGCACCCACCCUGUGCCACUCUUGGUCGGCCACCGAUGGCUUCAAACUUCAUCUCCAGAUUUGCAGGCUCAAGCAACGCUUCUGCCUCGAUUUACGAGACCCUCCGCCAAUAUGACGAAGACACUGAUGGCUCAGACGUUGAAGAAAGAGCUGGGCUCGCGGCUGGGCUUCGAGCUGCAAGAGAUGGGUUCCACGAUCUCGGUGAAAGUCACAUGAAUAUGCACACGGAUAGGGCCAACUCCCGUCAUAUUGAAACACAUGGUGAUGGCUCGAGAGUAAUGGGCAAGGACAAACACAGAGUGUCACAGCGGCCGAGGUGGAGUUCGAGACCAGACAGAUUGUUAGAGGUCGAAGAGGUGGACGAUGAUGUCCCAGCAUCACUGCUCAUCGACCACAAUGCCGAGGGGAGAGAGCAUGAUUCCAUGUCCUUGCCUCCACCUCCAAGUCAGAUGUCCGACGGACUCCCUUCACCUGGAGAUCUCGGAUUCCUCAAUUCUGGCCGCAAUCAACGCUCGAGGAGUCAAGGCGAACCAAACCAAGGAGUCCCCCGAAGCAUGCCCUUCAAUCCGUCCUUCUGGAGCAACUUGGCCAAUGCUGAUCCGAAAGAGAGGGCCAUGUUCCGCUGGGUGAACGUGACAAACUUGGACAACUUCCUCCUCGAUGUCUACAACUACUACUUAUGCCAUGGAUUCUGGUCCAUCCUGCUGAUGCGAUUUCUCAAUCUGAUCACGGUCGCGUUCGUCAUCGGCUUCUCGCUGUUCCUCACACAAUGUAUCGACUACCAAGAAAUCAAGGGCAGCACUAAGAUGUCGGAGAUACUUAUCCCUCAAUGUGCCAGCAAGAUGGGCUUCAUACCCAAUGCACUCCUGUGGAUCACCAGUUUCGUCUGGGUGUGGAACCUUGUCCUUUACUUUUUCGACAUCUUCCGGUUGAGACAAAUGCAUGACUUCUACUUGUAUUUGCUCGGGGUUCCGGAGGCAGAGAUUCAAUCCAUAUCGUGGCAAGAGAUUGUGAGUCGGUUGAUGGCUUUAAGAGACUCAAAUCCCACCAUAACUUCCACUUUCAAGAAGUCCACCGGCUUUAUCAGGUCGCAAAACAAGCAACGAAUGGACGCGCACGAUAUUGCCAGUAGACUGAUGCGAAGGGAGAACUACAUGAUCGCCAUGAUCAACAAGGACCUUCUCGACUUGACACUACCGAUACCAUUCCUCCGCCACCGCAAAUUGUUUACACGCACACUCGAAUGGAAUCUUGAGUUGUGCAUCAUGGACUUCGUCUUCAACGACAAAGGACAGGUUCGGCCUCUUUUCCUGAAAGACACACACCGCAAGAGCCUCUCUGAAGCGUUACGGAACCGAUUCAUUGCUAUGGGCAUUGUGAACCUGAUAUUCUCGCCUUUUCUCGCCGUGUUUGCCAUUACCAAGCACUUUUUCCAGAACUUCAACGAGUAUCAAAAGAAUCCAGCUCAGAUUGGGUCGAGGGAAUACACUCGCUUUGCGCAAUGGAAGUUCCGCGAGUUCAAUGAAUUGUAUCAUUUGUUUCAGCGACGAAUCAACAUGUCUUAUCCUUUUGCAACACGAUAUAUCAACCAGUUCCCCAAGGACAAGACAGUGCAAGCUGCCAAGUUUGUAAGUCUGGUGUCCGGAGCUGUGGUCUCAGUGCUCGGUCUCGCCACAGUGUUAGAUCAGGAGAAUUUCCUCAACUUUGAGGUCACUCCAGGUCGCACAACCAUCUUUUACAUUGGCAUCUUCGGCUCGAUAUGGGCUGUCGCUCGUGGUCUUCUGCCGGAUGACAACAUGGUCUAUGACACGGCUUUCUCGGUGCAAGAGGUGAUUGACUUCACACAUUACGUUCCAGCGCAUUGGGAGGGUCGACUUCAUACUGUCGAAGUGAAGGACGAAUUCUCGGAGUUGUACCAGAUGAAAGUCGUCAUCUUCUUCGAAGAAGUGCUGAGUAUGAUAUUCACACCUUUUGUUCUAUGGUUCAGUCUGCCCAAAUGCAGUGAGCGCAUCAUCGACUUCUUUCGAGAGUUUACUGUGCACGUGGAUGGGAUUGGAUACGUUUGCUCUUUCGCAGAAUUCGGCUUCAUGGAAAGAGCCAUCAGACCUCAAGCUGCUCAGGCGACUUCAAAGCCUGCGGCGACGGGUGCAGCCACUCAAGCCGGCAAGGACACUGCGAAUGCAAAGGAAACCCUACGAGACGACUAUUUCGCGUCCAAAGACAAUAAACUCGAACAGAGUUACUGGGGUUUUAUGAACGACUAUGCGCGCAAUCCCAAGACAGACGUUCGGUUCCCUUACAGCAACCCGCGUCGGAGGUUUAACAUGCCUCCACCAGUACCAGGCUUGCCUUCACCCAGCUUUCCGACAGCCGACUACGGCUUGGGCAUAUUAUCUCCGCCUCAGCUCGGCGCCACGAGCACGCCCAGAUCUGGGCCUCAACAUCACAGCCAUGGUCAGAGUCAAGUUCAACCUCAGCCGCUUGGCUCACCACUACAGUCUCUCCUUCUUGAUCCUCACCACCAACCUUCAGCCAGCGGUUUUGCCGUGUCGCCACAGACUUUACGAGCCCGUGGGUCUGUCGUGCACAAGCCUCGUCAUCGUGACCGCGAUAACAUCCCAGAUGACGUUGCAGAGGAGAGUUCUACCGGGUUCGGGGCUCAUGUUGACCAACACGCACAGUCACAGUCGAAUGAUCUGGUCUCCGCUGUCGCGGCUGAACCGUUGUCUCUUGGCACCACGCACGAAGGCGAGCUGGGCUCGUGGAAGUACGACGCCGAAUCGUCCGACGGUGGUGGAAGCGAGGAUGAUGGUGAUGAGGACGAUGCUAAAGCUAUUACUGCUCUUGGUGCGUUGGGACCGCUUGGGUUGAUCAGGCAGUUUCAGAAGGCG
Exophiala viscosa is the source of this 3202-nucleotide messenger RNA. Its product is annotated as autophagy protein Apg9-domain-containing protein. The transcript is spliced from 2 exons. The annotation marks the transcript as partial. Gene Ontology annotation, cellular component: phagophore assembly site; autophagosome. Gene Ontology annotation, biological process: protein localization to phagophore assembly site; nucleophagy; autophagy of mitochondrion. The record is from RefSeq and is a predicted model, not a curated record. Lineage: Eukaryota; Fungi; Ascomycota; Eurotiomycetes; Chaetothyriales; Herpotrichiellaceae.